Messenger RNA from Solea solea (common sole), 1099 nucleotides. Its product is annotated as putative methyltransferase DDB_G0268948. Lineage: Eukaryota; Metazoa; Chordata; Actinopteri; Pleuronectiformes; Soleidae. The coding region runs from base 113 to 940 and encodes 275 amino acids. Gene Ontology annotation, molecular function: S-adenosylmethionine-dependent methyltransferase activity. The record is from RefSeq and is a predicted model, not a curated record. The transcript is spliced from 6 exons.
UAUUUUACUUAAACGUGUGCCUACAGACAGUGUGGUUUCUCCUAGCCAGUAAAAACAACAGACCCUUGAAUUAAUGCUAGAUUAGCAGUUCAGAGAGGCGUCAGCUACAGCAAUGGCCAACCGUUUCUUUAAUGGCCUGGCACAUGCUGCGUCCUACUGGAAGCACAGGGUCCCUCCUUCAGACGAGUUGGUACAACUGGUGCUUCAAUUCCUGAAAAAACACAAAGGUCCUCCAUUUGAGUUGGCAGUGGAUGUGGGUUGUGGCUCAGGGCAGGGCACUUUGCUGCUGGCGAAACACUUUGAUUCGGUGGUGGGGACAGAUGUGAGUCCUGCCCAGCUGGAACUGGCUUUGCAGCAUGCUAAAGAGGAAAACGUCACAUAUAGGGAGUGUUUGGCUGAGGAGCUGCCAUUUGCUGACAGCUCAGUGGACCUGGUGACAGCCAUGACUGCUUUCCACUGGUUUGACAGGCCACACUUUCUCCAGGAGGCCCACAGAGUCCUGAAGCCCCGUGGCUGCUUAGCCCUGCUCAGCUACACCAUGGACAUGGAGAUCAGCUACCGGGACUGCUGCUUGCACACACUCAACCAAGUGUGCAAAGAGUAUUAUGAAGCCUUGAAACCUUACCGCAAUCCUUGUCUUGGUGCCAGAACAGAUGUUUUGUACCGGGCGGCAUAUGAAUCCAUCCCUUACCCAGUCAAGAAGUGGCAGAAGAAUAUGUGGGUGAGAAGAUCCAUGCCCCUGUACAGCUUCAUCGGGCUGUUGGAGACGUUCUCAACGUAUCAGGCUCUGCUGAGAGAAGACCCACAGAGGGCCGCCAAUCUCUCCAAGGACAUGUGUGAAAGGCUGAUGUCCAUAAUGAAGGUGACCUCAGCUGAGACCGAGCUGAUGGUGGGAAUAAGGUAUUACUACGUGUUGGCCUGCAAACCAGAGGAACCCUGACUGUUUCCAGAUGUCCAUAAACGCAACCAAGGAGAAAGAAGACCUGGGUUAUUGUUGACAAUGUUCUGCUUAGCUAGUCCCUCACUGAGUACCACAGUGGUUGUUUUAAAUGGACUAUUAAAAGUAUGAUUUAUUGUGCAAAACUGUGUAAUGCCAAGA